Molecule: messenger RNA, 3930 nt
Organism: Entelurus aequoreus (snake pipefish)
Lineage: Eukaryota; Metazoa; Chordata; Actinopteri; Syngnathiformes; Syngnathidae
Product: gastrula zinc finger protein XlCGF57.1-like
Exons: 2
Coding region: 194-1798 (534 amino acids)
Biological process (GO): regulation of transcription by RNA polymerase II
Molecular function (GO): RNA polymerase II cis-regulatory region sequence-specific DNA binding; DNA-binding transcription factor activity
Source: RefSeq, a predicted model, not a curated record
UACUUGAAGCCAAGCAAAAAGACGAAGACCGCAUGCUAUGGUUGUUCGGAGAAUUUUCGAAUUCACGAUCUUAAAGUCAUAUGAUUCACAGCAAAUAUAGCAACAAAUAUCUCAAUUGGUAUUUUCCAAAGCCACGAAACGUGCAUUGAGUUUGGAGCGAUAUCUGAAGUGAAGAUUGAAGACGUGAUAGAAGAUGGACGACUACUGCUAUGCUAAGAUGGCGACGUCCGCUAAAAGAGAACAUGAAAGAGAAUCAGCGCCACCAACUUCCAGCAAAUCACCAACGGAGAUAAAGACGAAAGAUGAAGACGUCCAGCAGCUGAUCGGUAAUCCAGAAGAAGUUUCCCCUCAGUUCGGGGGGAGCUCCACUUUGAAGCAGGAGACUCCACAACCACCCUGCAUUAAAAAGGAAGAGGAGGAACUCUGCAUCACUCAGGAGGGAGAGUGUCUUCUAGGACGAGAGGAAGCUGAUUACACCAAGUUUCCACUGAGUAUUCUCUCUGUGAAGACUGAAGAUGAUGAAGAGAAGACUGAAGAUGAUGAAGAGAAACCACAAGUAGACAACCUCUUAGCUCCACUAUCAGAUAGUGAGGCUGAAGACGAGGUUGAAGAACCUUUGAGCAGCGAUACAGACUGUGAAGGUCAUAUGAGGACUCACACUGACAACAAAUACUCUGAAUGCUCUACAAAGAAGAGAGGUAAAACAUGUUUGAGCUGCUCAGUUUGUGGUCAAAGUUUUACUAAAAAGAGCAGUUUGACUCGACACAUGAGAACACACACAGGAGAAAAACCUUUUAAUUGUUCAGUGUGUGGCAAAAGCUUUUCUCUAAAUGGCAUUUUGACUCGACACACGAGAACACACACAGGAGAAAAACCAUUUAAUUGUUCAGUUUGUGGCAAAAGCUUUUCUCUAAAUGGCAUUUUGACUCGACACACGAGAACACACACAGGAGAAAAACCAUUUAAUUGUUCAGUUUGUGGCAAAAGCUUUUCUCUUAAAAGCAUUUUGACUGAACACAUGAGAACACACACAGGUGAAAAACCAUUUAAUUGUUCAGUUUGUGGCAAAAGCUUUUCUGUUAAAAGCAGUUUGACUCAACACAUGAGAACACACACAGGUGAAAAACCACUUAAUUGUUCAGUUUGUGACAAAAGCUUUUCUCGAAAUAGCCAUUUGACUGAACACAUGAGAACACACACAGGUGAAAAAACAUUUAAUUGUUCAGUUUGUGAUAAAAGCUUUUCUCGAAAUAGCCAUUUGACUCAACACAUGAAAACACACAUAGGUGAAAAACCUUUUUAUUGUUCAGUUUGUGGCAAAAGCUUUUCUCGAAAUAGCCAUUUGACUCAACACAUGAAAACGCACAUAGGUGAAAAACCAUUUAGUUGUUCAGUUUGUGGCAAAAGCUGUUCUGUUAAGACAAGUUUGACAACACACAUGAGAACACACACAGGUGAAAAACCAUUUAGUUGUUCAGUUUGUGGCAAAUGCUUUCUUUGUAACAGCUCUUUGUGUCGACACAUGAGAACACACACUGGAGAAAAAUCAUUUAGUUGUUCAGUGUGCUCUAAAAGGUUCCCACGUAAUGCAGACGCAGUAAAACACAUGAGAACACACACUGGAGAAAAACCAUUUAGUUGUUCAGUUUGUGGCAAAUGCUUUCUUUGUAACAGCUCUUUGUGUCGACACAUGAGAACACACACAGGUGAAAAACCAUUUAGUUGUUCAGUGUGCUGUAAAAGGUUCCCACGUAAUGCAGAUGCAGUAAAACACAUAAGAACACACAAGGGAAAAUAACCAAUUAGCUGUUUAGUUUGUGGUAUGUUGCUCAUAUGUGGUGACAUCCACCCUACCCAGGACCUCCUCACUGCUUCUUUCACAAAUAUCUGAGGUAUUCAUACAAACUUGGAUUAUUUGGAGCAUAAUCUUAUCCACUCAUGACCCCAUGUCUUCUCUGUAUCUGAAACCUUCAUGAACAGUAAGAUAGAUGAUGCUUCAAGUGCUUGGUUACUCCUUCUUCAGUCCAGGGACCUGGGGCCUCAUGUGUCAAGUUUGUGCACGCUCAAAAACCUGCACUACACCCUUUUUCACUGCAAAGUUGAGAUGUAUCAAAACUGACAUUGAGAUGCUGGGUAACUGUUUGCAUAACCAAGUGCCAACUUUUACUCCUCAGACUAAUUGAUGUGCAAAUCAGAGACAUAUGAACAUUAACACCCACAAUCCAACCCCCACCUCCCUCGACAUUCGGGCAUAACAGGUUCAAUCUGGCCCGUGAGAUGAGUUUGCGAAGUGUAAAAUUCAGCUGCAUUUUUAAUGAAAGAAACUGCUGUUCUAAUUGUCUCCACUGGAUGUCGCAAUAGCAAUUCUGUUAGGCAAGCAAAUAGCAUAGCAAGUAUAUCAAGCAAGAGGUACACGGUAAAGCGGGGCUGUGACUCCUCCCCCUCCACCCAAUGUAAAACAGAAGUAAAAUAAGCAAUCAGUAACCCCACUUAAAAUGCAGCAUGAGACACUGCACACUGAUAUAGUUCUGUGAAAAUGAUUGUCUUCUGUGCAAAUGUAAAGAAAGUGAACAGUGUGUGAUUUACUGCAAUACUGUCAGUCUUUUCACUUUUUAUUUGUGCUUUGUUGAAAUUGUUCACACAUUGCACAGCUUUUAUUUUUCUAUCAAUACACAUUAUGUCUAGAAGACGGGAAGUAACUCAACAAUCUUGAAUAGUUUCUACCUCAGUUUGUAUGGUUUGUUGAGUUAGCAGAGGAUUAAUAUCGUAUUUCCUUGAAUUAGCGCCAGGGCGGUAAUUAAUUUAAAACCUCUUCUCACUCCGGCGCUCACCAAAGGCAUGCGGUAAAUUCAGGCCUGCGCUUAUAAAUUUGAGUGUGAUGUAAGGAUACCAUCAUGAAAAGCACAUUUAUUAAAAAAAACUUUAUUAUGGUCUUACGUUUACUUAUAAAUGAAGUCCAUGCGCAGCUCCUUCUGAACAAAAGCAUCGAUAACUUGUUUAUAGAAGUCUUCCUUAUCUUUCUUCAGUUUUAAAAGUCUCUCUGUCUUGAUGGAGAUAUUCCUUUAAUUAUUACCUCCUGCUUCGAUUGAAAGUCCAGUUUAGAAAACUGUUUUAUUUUAGAUAUGUAAUCGUCCAUGUUAAAAGGCCAGACGAGAGGAAAAAAUAAUCGAUCGCUGCUAACUGUUGCUGCUUGUUGUCACUUCUUCUGCAGCCGAGUAGUCGCAAGAAGGAUCACUAGCGCCCUCUACCACCAGGAGGCGGGAGUCAUUUAAUGACUCAUAUUUGACACACGCAGCUACGGUAUAUUAAUAAAACAUAGCUGAUUACUGUUCUUUUUAGCAUAUUCAAGAGCUUGGACCUUGAAUCCUACUGAAUAGCUUUUAAUCUUCUUCCAUUUAUGUGAUUUUAAAUGAUUGAAAUCAGCCUCCUCCAUUUUGAAAAUGAUGACAGGUGAAGUGUCACUCGUGACGUGACGAGUUUGACCCGGCGGAAAUUCUAGACAUGCGCUAAUAAAAAUAAUAUUUUGCGAAACGAGUUUGACCCAGCGUUACUCCUGAGCCGGCGGUAAUGCUAAGCAUGUGCUAAUUACUUUGCGAAACGAGUUUGACCCCGCGGUAAUUCUAGGCAGGCGCAUACUAUAUAUCCGGCGGCAAUUCAAGGAAAUACGGUAUGUGGAAAUGACAAAUGAGGUAGUUGAUACAUAGAAUAGUUUUUAUUCAUGCUUUAUUUUGUUUUUUGUUCAAUCCUAGAUGGGUUGUGAGUUAAAGUUUAAUAGAAACACUGAGAUUAAGUCUAAUUUCAUUGUGUUCUUCAAGGUGUUUUGAAAAUGCACCAUUUUUUUCCUCUAAAUGUUUAACUAACUUGAAGUAUUUUGUCAAGAGGAUUAUUUGUGAUAUGUACAUUUUCAGAAUGUGCUAGUUCUAUUUUGGG